AUGUUGGGUAGUCUUGAUUGCACGCACUGGGAAUGGGCGGCAUGUCCAACCGCUUGGAAAGGGCAACAUCAUCGUGGUGACCACGAUGGUUCUACCCUAAUAUUACAAGCACUCGCUUCUCAAGAUUUAUGGAUUUGGCAUGCUUACUUUGGCAUGGCUGGUACGAACAAUGACAUUGCAGUUUUAAUGUCCUCGAAUCUAUUCGACGAUGUCAUAGACGGUGUUGCACCAGAUACUUCAUUCUAUGCAAACGACGUGCAGUAUAAGUAUGGCUACUAUCUCACGGAGGGUAUUUAUCCCGAGUGGGCGACGUUGGUAAAAACUCUUUCUUGUCUAGAUAACAAAAAAAGAUUGUAUUUCAAGAAAAAACAAGAGUCAGCAAGAAAAGAUAUCGAGCGGGCUUUCGGUGUGUUAAAGAAAAGAUGGUCUAUCAUCGCCCAGCCGUCGAGGAUACUUGAAAAAAGUAAAAUGAGAAACGUCAUGUAUACGUGUAUCAUUUAG
Molecule: messenger RNA, 501 nt
Organism: Helianthus annuus (common sunflower)
Lineage: Eukaryota; Viridiplantae; Streptophyta; Magnoliopsida; Asterales; Asteraceae
Exons: 1
Coding region: 1-501 (166 amino acids)
Source: RefSeq, a predicted model, not a curated record